UCAAAAGACGCAAUUACAAACAUAUCGAUAUUAUGUCAUACGCGAAAAUAAAUCCACCGGUGCUGCUGUGUACGCAGCUGAUUGACGUUUAUAGCAGGACAUUUAUGAUGGUCUAUCUAUCAGUUGAACCUGUUUAAAGGGAGAGCGCCCGGGAUGCGCGCUACUGGUGGGCUGUGCGCCGUCACGAGCUGAAGGUGUCAUGAAACGAAGAAAACUCACUUGCGGAGGGGAAGAGCUCUGUUUAUAAGAGCGCGUAUGGGGACACACGAGGAUUUGGAUUAAUAGCUCGCUCGACUAAAAAUGGCCAAAAACACAUCUCUUUAUUUUCGCAUUGUCGAGGGCAGGAACCUCCCGGCCAAAGACGUCUCCGGGACCAGUGAUCCAUAUUGCAUUGUAAAAGUUGACAAUGAAGUUGUGGCUCGGACCGCCACGGUGUGGAAGAACCUAAAUCCUUUUUGGGGGGAAGAGUACACUCUGCACCUUCCGAUGGGUUUCCACUCACUCUCGUUUCACGUCAUGGACGAGGACACGAUUGGGCAUGAUGACGUUAUUGGAAAGAUUACACUCAGCAAAGAAACCAUUGGAUCUCAAGCUAAAGGGCUAGAUAGCUGGAUGAACCUGACCAGGGUCGACCCCGAUGAAGAAGUCCAGGGGGAGAUCCACCUGAGUUUGGAGCUUCUGAAAGAUACAGAGAAGAUUUGCCUGCGUUGUCGAGUCAUUGAAGCCAGAGACUUGGCUCCAAGAGACAUUUCUGGAACUUCCGACCCCUUUACAAGAGUUAUUUUCAACAACCACAGUGCGGAGACAUCGAUAAUCAAGAAGACCCGUUUUCCUCACUGGGGAGAGACCUUAGAGAUGGAGUUGGAUCCAGAGGAGCUCAGCGAUGAGGGGACCGUUACCGUGGAGGUCUGGGACUGGGAUAUGGUGGGCAAGAACGAUUUUCUUGGAAAGGUGGAAAUUCCCUUCGCUUGUUUGCACAAGACACCUCCGUUAGAGGGCUGGUUUCGUUUGCUGCCCUUGGGAAACAACGAGCUUGAUGCUGGUGGAAAGCUGGGAGCGCUGCGUCUGAAGGUGCGGUUGGUGGAGGACCGGAUCUUGCCGUCCAUGUACUAUCAGCCACUCAUCGACCUUCUGGUUGAGUCGGUAAUCUCCCCCACAGAGGUGGAGGACAGCAGCGCUCUGACCAUGCUGGAGGAGGUGACCACCGUCGAGAGCAGGCAGGAUGUGGCCAUGACUCUGGUCAAGAUCUACCUGGGGCAGGGCCUGGUGGUGCCCUUUCUGGAUUACCUCAACACGCGGGAGGUCAACCACACCACGGAUCCAAACACUUUAUUUCGCUCCAACUCACUUGCCUCAAAGGCCAUGGAACAGUUCAUGAAGGCUGUUGGCAUGCUGUAUCUACACGAGGUGUUGAAGCCUAUCAUAAACCGCAUCUUUGAUGAGAAGAAGUACAUUGAGCUGGACCCGUGUAAGAUUGAUCUUAACCGCACAAGACGAAUUUCAUUUAAGGGCGCAGUGUCAGAGGCAGAAGUGCGGGACAGCAGUGUGGAGAUGCUGCAGAGCUACUUAACCAGCAUCAUUGAAUCGAUCGUGGGCUCAGUCGAUCAAUGUCCUCCCGUCAUGAGAGUGGCCUUCAAACAGCUGCACAAGAGAGUAGAGGAGCAAUUUACUGAGCCCGAGAAUGAGGACGUGAAGUACCUGGCCAUCAGUGGAUUUUUUUUCCUGCGUUUUUUUGCUCCUGCAAUCCUCACGCCUAAACUGUUCCAGCUGAGAGACCAGCACGCUGACACACGUACAAGCAGAACGCUGUUACUACUGGCCAAGGCACUACAAAGUGUCGGCAACUUGGGUCUGCAGCUGGGCCAUGGAAAGGAGCAGUGGAUGGCACCCCUUCAUCCCAUCAUCCUUCGCAGCGUGGCCUCUGUCAAAGACUUCCUAGACAAGUUGAUCGACAUAGAUCAUGACAUUGUGUCUGAAGUGCCUCAGAGGGCCGUGUUCAUGCCUUCAGUCACAGUCAAAGAGGGGUUUCUCCACAAACACAAGACGGAAGGACCCCAACUACUUUCCCGUUUUGCCUUUAAGAAACGCUACUUCUGGUUGACUAGUGAGACGCUGUCCUAUGCCAAGACUCCUGACUGGCAGGUGCGCUCUUCAAUCCCUAUCCAGUGUGUGUGUGCCGUGGAGAGGGUGGAUGAAAAUGCCUUUCAGCAGCAGAACGUAAUGCAGGUCAUCACCCAGGACAACGAUGGGCAGCUGCACACCAUAUACAUCCAGUGCAAGAAUGUGAAUGAGCUAAACCAGUGGCUGUCUGCGAUCAGGAAAGUCAGCAUCUACAAUGAGCGCAUGCUGCCCUCUUUCCACCCCGGGGCUCAUCGCAGUGGCAAGUGGACGUGCUGCCUGCAGGCAGAUCGUGCUGACCGGGUCUCAGUUACAGGCUGCAGUAGAACCCACUCAGCUGUGACUCUGGGUGACUGGAGUGACCCACUGGAUCCGGACGUAGAGACUCAGACGAUUUACAAGCAACUUCUCCAGGGCAAGGACAAACUCAGGAAAAAAUAUGUGGAGACGCCAGAAGCUGAUCAGAUGUUGAGCAAUCAAGAAAAGAUUAACUCUGACAUUCACCCCGAUGGCGCAGAAUGCAACACUCAGCUAAUGAAGACAGGUCAGAGCAUCGCUGCCCGGCUCUUAGCGGUGAUAGAAGACCUGGAGCAGGCCCACGAUGCCUUCCAGCGCAGAGAAAAAGAGGACGGCACCAGUGUCAUUCUGAAUCCCUGAACUACACAUGGACUGGGAUCCAUUAAUACCUGAAGGGGAUCCACGUCCUGCACCAACACGUGGGAGCAUCAGUUAUUCACUCUCUUGCCUGUCAGCAGGGAGGAAAAAGUGGCCACAUGGUGCAGCCUCUUCCAGCCUUUUUGUACAUUUCCCGCUGGCUGUAAAGAGCAGAGGGAAAUCUGCCACUUUUAAUCUUUUUGUAUUCUCUCAGUGCCACGGACGACAGUGCCGGGGAGAGAUUAUGAUACUUGACAAAAAAAAAAAAAAAAAAAAAGCGGGUGGGGGGGACUUUGAAGCAUGAUCUGACUUGAUAUUUUCUAUGUAGGUAACAAGCAAUCUGUUGCAUGGCCUGUAUCCACUUGUUGUGAAAUGUGAAAAGGAGCUUUUAUAUUUUUUGAGAUACUGUACAGGACCUCGGUCUCACAUUUUUAUGCAAAAAGCUAUUUGUAGUGUAAUCUACAGUACCUGAAUGUAUUGCUAUUAUCAAUGUUUUGUAUUUCUACUGAGGCAUUUUUUUUUCUUCAAUGGGCGCAUUGUAGCAGUGACAUUAACAUAACAGAUUAUUCCACUUUGACAUCAUGAAUUGGUGGUGCAUAAGCCAUGACCAUAGCCCAGUCUGUACAGUGAGCAGAAUGAAGUUUAUUUUAAAUGUUGCUGAUGUCCCUUUAUAGAAAGAAAAAAAAAAGUGCUUUGGUUUGGUGCUAUGGCCAGUCACCUUUAAUGAUUGAUUCUGAUAUAAUGUGCAUAUUUAAAAUGCCCUGUUCCAACUCCUGAAGUCAUAUAGGUAAUAUUUACCUCAAAACAUACAAAAAUGUGAUGUUGACUAUAACUGUGAGUAGAAGUUACAGUUAUGGGGAUUACUCCCAUUUGAUAAAUUUACAUUUUAUUGAGAUCAUUGUGCCAUUUGGCUCACAAGUGUCAGGAUAAGUUUGAGAUGCCAAAGUUGCUUUUAGAAAUCUAAAAAAAAAAAAAAAAACUUCAGUUUUUAACAGGCAAAAUAUAUAAAAGAACAAGAACUGUGCCACGCCUUUCCAGAUUUGUGAUCUCUGACAUCUGGUCUCAGCAUGCUAUUCUGGAGCUGGUUAAUAUUUUAUUCUGCCACAGCUGUGUGGAUGGGACUCUUUUACCGCUGUUGGUUUGACCCGUAACACUGACGCCAGACAAUUACUGGGCUACAUUGGUACAGUUAAAGUGUGUUGGUAUAUGCAGCUUUCCAAAAUUUAUUUCACUGAUUUGCCAGUGCAGUCUUUUUCAGAACUAGAGUGAAUGUUAUUGGUUUGUGAACUUUAUGUUCCGUAAAUGAGGGCUCUUGUUAUGUAAAGAAAAACACACUGCCUGUAUCUUAUUUUGCAAAUACACCAUAAAGGUUUGUUUCAAGUGGAUUGUUAACUGUGAACACAAAUGUAUUAUUCAUUAAACUUCUAAUUCAGCAAA
Molecule: messenger RNA, 4209 nt
Organism: Mugil cephalus (flathead mullet)
Lineage: Eukaryota; Metazoa; Chordata; Actinopteri; Mugiliformes; Mugilidae
Product: rasGAP-activating-like protein 1
Exons: 21
Coding region: 301-2775 (824 amino acids)
Biological process (GO): cellular response to calcium ion; intracellular signal transduction; negative regulation of Ras protein signal transduction
Molecular function (GO): GTPase activator activity
Source: RefSeq, a predicted model, not a curated record